This is a messenger RNA of Malassezia globosa CBS 7966, 366 nucleotides long. RefSeq lists its product as uncharacterized. The record is from RefSeq and is a predicted model, not a curated record. The transcript has a single exon. Lineage: Eukaryota; Fungi; Basidiomycota; Malasseziomycetes; Malasseziales; Malasseziaceae. Bases 1 to 366 code for a protein of 121 amino acids.
AUGGCCUGGGUUGUGUCGGACCUGCCGAAUGCCGUGCCACGCAACGUCGGUCGCAGUCUGAAGAAGGAGCUGUGCAGUGGUGUUGGCGUUGUCCAGCUUCCCGGCAACAGCCCAGCCCUUUUGCGUAAUUCUUCGAAUGUAUUUGCUACGAUGCAUAGCAUGCGCACGAUGCGCGAGGUCCGCAAAGUCUUGCGCCUCGCUAGCUGGGACAUUCAAGAAAAGUUCCGCGUGGCUAUUAGCCAGCGUCGUGCUGAAGUUAGUAAAGCCGAAGCGCAAGAGAAGCUUGCAGACGCCGCGAUCGAAUGGCUGACACAAACUGCUGCGCGCAGUGCAGCCAUCCAGAGUGAAGUGGCUUGCGCAUUAUAG